UGCAGACAGACCUAACAGCAGGUUCCAGGCUCCUGAAUAAAAGUAAGCACAAGCUGUUGCCUUAUGAACGAAAAACAAAUCCAAGAUUUCAGCCACUGGAAUUAGGAAGACAACGAUUCAGAUUCCAUAAUGCCUCUGAGGAAAAAAGUGCGACCAAGUUCUGCUUCUGGGAAGUUAGAGACCUCCACGCUGACCAGCAUUCUGAAUGAGCUAACAGAGCCGACAUUGACAAAAGACUCUCUGUUUGGAAGGGCACAGACUUCGUUUGCAGGCCCCAGAUUGCAAACUGCCUCUCCAGUUUCUAUUGGCAGCUUUUCAGAAGAUCAAAAGAAUAUUCCCAGACCUCCAGAAUGGCUGGUGAGGGAAUUGCUGAAACGGCAGCAAAGGAGUCACUCCAUUGGACUCAUGGAAAACAUCUCAGAGAGCGAAAGUAUUCAUCACCGUGCCGAUUCCUCCAGAAGCCACUGGAAAGGCAAAAUUGAACAGCAGAUUACACUUGAUCAGCUGCAGAAACUAUACACAGCCUUUCAGGGAUUGGAAACAAGUGGACAUAAAUCUGUGGAUGUAGAAAGCUUCAAGCACAUAUUAAAGACAUGUGUGGGACCACAUAAUGCAACUGAUGAAGAAGUGGAAAAACUGUUCAUGAAAAUAGACUAUUUGGCAACUGGCAACAUUCAGUGGCAUGAUUUCUGCACAUACUUGCAGAUAGAAUAUGCUGAACUGGACAGCUCAUCUAUGCGCUUGAAAGAGGUCGCCUUUUCACUUCCUGCUACAAUGCAAGAGAUCCCACACGGAGAGCCUGUGCUGCGCAUUUGCUCCCUGGUGGACAGCACAUUAAUAACAGCACAGGAAGAUGGGCAAAUUUCUUUCUGGUCACCAGAGUUCAAGCUCAAACGAAGCAAGAUGGUGUUUGAGAAAAUUCACAGAAAAUCUAAGUGGCUGAUGGAUUUUACUGUCAUGACACCCUACAAUAAACUAAUUCUGGGAACUGGGGAUCGUGAACUUCAGUUUUAUGAAAGCUCAAACUUUGAACCAUACCUUCAGAUUAGUGGUUUGGAAGCGAUACCUUUGAAUCUAGAUUACUGCUACACAGAUCAUGAUGAAUGUAUGAUUCUUUAUGGCGAUGACCAGGGAUGUGUCAAUAUCUUGCAGUUAUAUUCUGUGGGUGAGACCCUGAGGACAUGGAAGAAGCUGCCCAAAGUGGAAAAUCUCCCUAAUAUAAGGCUUGAGAGUGCUAUAUUUUCCCCAAAUGUCACUUACAUCCGUUGGAAAGUUCAUGGAGAUUGGGUGACUCAGCUGAAUUAUUAUGAUUCCAUUAAGGCAAUAAUUUCUGCAUCAAGCCAUGAGCCUACAGCCUUAGUAAUAGGUUGCAUUAUGGGUGCUACCAAUGUUGAGCAACAAAUGAGAGAAAUAAAAGAAAAUAAGAAAGAUUCAAAGAUGAAGAAAUCACAGGAAAUGCUAGGAACUCCCUCCCAGAGAGCUGAAGGGGAUCAGAUUAUUUUUCGGGUUCAUAAAGGAGUCAAAACAUUUGCAGUUAGUAAAAAGAAUAAUGCCAUAGUAACCGGCGGAAUGGAUCGAAUUAUUCGAAUAUGGAAUCCAUACAUGCCUGGAAGACCCACAGGCAUGCUCAAAAGUCAUAUGGCCCCCAUUUUCUAUGUCUACGUAUCUGAGGAGGAUAAAAUAUUUUCCAUAUCAACAGACAACACAGUUAAGAUAUGGGAUAUGGAGGAUCAGACUUGCUUAUUCACUGCUUGUUCAAAAAACAAUGGAAUUAAAGGAGAGAUUACUACUUGCCAUUAUAUAUCAGGGACUCGAUCACUCUGUGUUGCCACGGAUACACUGGCCAUUCUUCACCUAAGAUUACGUAGAUCAGCUCCAGAUCUUUAUAUAGUAACUUCCCAUAAAAAACCAGUUUUGUGCUGCAAAUUCAAUAAAGUGUUCAGGCAUGUUGUGAGCUGCUCUGAAGAUUCUGUGGUCAAGGUAUGGGAUUUCGAAAGCGGAAAGCCUGUAUUUGAAUUUGGCAAUGCUCAUGGUGAUUCUGCAAUUACAUGCCUCACAUUUGAUUUUAGUGGAAGAAGACUCAUUACUGGAGGAAAAGAUGGCUGCUUGAAAAUAUGGAAUUAUAAUAAUGGACAGUGUCUUCACACUUUGAAAAAGGAAGACAGAUAUGAUGAAGUUCGUGACUGUGCUUAUGCGGAGAUCAACAAAAAUGAGUAUAUCAUAGGUGUGGGAUGGGACAGAAGAAUAAAUUUGUUUUAUGAUUCCACAGAUGAUUUCUAUCAUAUUAAGAAACCUCAGCCCCACUGGCAGGAUGACAUAAACUGGGGACACAAAGAAGACAUUCUCUGUGUUGCUCAGUGUCCCCCUAAUCUUCUUGCAACAUCCAGUUAUGAUGGUGAAAUUAUUGUUUGGAAUAUGGUCUCAGGUCACAUAGACCAUAGAUUCUACAUUCCAAUGACCACAGCUGCCUCUGUUCAUUCUCAGAUUGAUGUGACACGGAUAAUUUUUCUAAAGACUCGUGCUGUGAAAUUUGAUUCAACUACUGCAUCUCUGGUUUCCAAUGGGCCACAAGGUUUUUUGCAUUUCUGGAGCCUGUUUUCAGAGGAUCCACUCAUAGCAAGUUUUCAACCAUCUAGGGGGAAAUCCCUGAUCAGCAGCAUUGCUAUGACUGCAGAUGAUUCGUAUAUGUAUGCAGCUGAUGAAGAUGGUUAUGUAUAUGUCCAUGACAUCCAAAAUUAUGCCCUUCAGGAUACAAAAGAAGAAACACCAAAAUAUGUGAACCAUUGGCGAGCUCAUUUAGGUCUGGUUCUAACGUUAGAAGUUAUAGAUGAAGAUAAUAUCCUUUUAUCCUGUUCUAUUGAUUGUACAAUUCGUUUGUGGAGUCUGAAUGGAGAGUACAUUGGAACCUUUGGCCAGGAAGAACCUUGGGAAAUUUUUAACACAUCCUCCUGGAAACAUCCUAUGGUCCCUUAUGAGAUUUUGAUAGAUCCACAGAGUAUGCCCAUACAUCCUAUGCUGGAAGACACUUCCUCUGAUAUGCAGAUCAUCAGUCAAGAUGAGAAUAAAAAUCCUUCCAAGAAAGCUACUUGUAAUCCACACUCAUCACAAGUUACUGUUACCGAUGAGGAUAUUGAAGAAGAAAUUAACAAGAGGCUUUACUCACAAGCUUCAAGCAGGCGGAUGAAGUAUGAGAGAUCCAAGCUUUCAAACAGAUGGAUUAAACACAGGGGACCAAGCAUCUAUCAUGCCAUUGACUAUUAUGAAAUUGACAAUUUACCAGGAAACUGUGAGAAACCUGACUUGUCUGUCCUUGGAGUAGACAUAUUCAGUGCUAAUUAUCAAGGAGCAACAGAGCAGUAAUACUGUAUACUAAAACACUUCAGUAACUCGUUAAUCUCAUAACUGACAUUUACACAAUACAUAGAGAAUUUUCUCCCUGUUAAACCUAAUAAUUGGUUCUGUUUUGCAGACUUGUUUCACACAUGCUAAGCCAUGGCUUGUUUAAUUGUGUUUUACUGAUUAGGCACAGUUGGUUGGGUUCACAUUUAAUAAAAGAUAACCAUGGUUUUCUAAACCACUGACACAGGUUGUAACAUACAGUACUAGGCUAGAGUGUAGAGACUAAAACUAAACAUUUUUUUUUGUGACAGUACUUGGCUGCAAGGGGUAGAAGGACAACACAAUGUGCCAAACUGUGUUUCUUUGGUAGGUACAUUUUUAAAAGUUGUGUUAAACCUACUCCACAAAUAAAUUGGUGUUUGGGUUGCUGAUCUCAAAAAUGAUGUAAACUGAAAUUCAGUAGUGGGGAAAGCAAAAUAAGGUUUUAGGAGGCUGCAUAUGAUGAAGGGACCAAGCUAUCCACUGACUAUAUAAAUCAUGGCGUGCAAACAAUUCUGACUAGAUUAGCAGAAAUCAAAGCAAGACAAAUCAUAUUAAGAUUUAGAUGGCAGUGUGAACCCAUAAGUGCCCAUUCUCGUCAAAAUAUUUCAAACUGCAGGAGUGAACCAAGACUUUCCAGAUAUUGGAGUCCAAAGUUCUUGUCACCUUCAGCAGGAUGGUAAUUGUUAGGAAUGGUGGAAGUUGUAGUCCAAUUCAGCUGUUUCUUUAAUAUACUUUGAUCCAGGAGAUUGCACAUGUUUCUUCCUGGGAGUCCGAGCUUCCAGCAACCAUGGUAUACUCCUUUCUGAAGAAUCUAUCUUUCAAUUCAGGGAUUUUAAAGAACUACUAUCAUGAAUACAUACCCCUUUGUGUGUAUAGUGGUGGUAGGGAGAUUGUUGAUAUGGUAGUGGCUGAGAGUUUCACAGCGUCCUGCACAAAGCAAAUUAUCUGGACCAGGGGUGAAAUGUAAAAUUUGUUACUACCGGUUCUGUGGGCGUGGCUUGGUGGGGGGGGUAAUGUGACUAGGUGGGCAUGGCCAACUUUUUUUUUUUAACUUUUCAAAGCAUUUUUUCUAAUGCUUUGAAAAGCCUCUGACGAUCAGGCAACUCAGCUGGGAUCUUCAGAGAGGCUUUUAAAAAAAUACCUCUCUGCCGAUCAGGCAACUCAGCUGGGAUCGUCAGAGAGGUUUUUUUAAAAAUACCUCUCUGCCGAUCAGGCAACUCAGCUGGGAUCGUCAGAGACUUUUCAAAGCAUUUUUUUUACCACCUCUUCAGCCAAGAGGUUGCAGAAAAAAAUGCUUUGAAAAGCCUCUGACGAUCCCAGCUGAGCUACGCGA
Molecule: messenger RNA, 4714 nt
Organism: Pantherophis guttatus
Lineage: Eukaryota; Metazoa; Chordata; Lepidosauria; Squamata; Colubridae
Source: RefSeq, a predicted model, not a curated record